Blepharisma stoltei is the source of this 249-nucleotide messenger RNA. The record is from the annotation of a GenBank genome assembly. NCBI's taxonomy places the organism in Eukaryota, Ciliophora, Heterotrichea, Heterotrichida, Blepharismidae.
AUGGGACAAAUGAGGUCCUGAAAAAAAAAAUUUCUUACUCCCUGUGUGAGUGAACAAAAAAAUUUUGUUCACUCACGGAGAGGGGGGUUAAUUUUUUUUUUUAUAAAAUUUAUAUAUAAAUUUUAUAAAAAAUAUUUUUUUUCGAAAUUUAAAAAAAUCCUAAUUCGCAAAAAUUGGAAAGCAAAUAUUAAUUCAAUUUGCAAAAUUUAUGUUUUAAAAAGCAAUUCGUUCAAAAUUAAACAGAAUUAG